GAGUUCUCAACAAAGGUUAAAUGAAUGGAAAUAUUUUGUCAUGCAAAGUGAGCUUAAUAGACCGCUAGUACAAACACUGUUAAAUGAUCGAUCAUUUAACAGUGUUUGUACUAGCGGUCUAUUAAGCUCACCUUGCAUGAAACUCUCUCUCCGAAGAGCUUUUUCAGAUCGGAUCUGAUCGAUCAUUUAACAGUGUUUGUGCUAACGGUCUAUUAAGCUCACUUUGCAUGACAAAAUAUUUCCAUUCAUUUAACCUUUGUUGAGAACUCGGUGUUCCCACACUACUCGCGGGUUUACAUGAUCUGUAAUCGCCUUAGACCAGGGUGAAAAACUUGAUUGCACUAUUUUUCACUCGAAAUUUAUCGUUUUAUACAUAGUUCGAUGCGGUUUGACGAGCUGAGACUUCCGUAUUAAGUUCUAACAAUGGGAUCUUUUUAAAGUUCUCAUAAACGACUUGCGAUUCAUGCAGAUGAUUUCAAUUAAGUCGAGAGAAUCGUUAACUUGGUCAGAAAAAUAUUAUUUCACUGCGAAAUACUGAUUUUAGACCGCUUUUUGUUACAGGAGAUUUUGAAGCUAUAAGGAAAAAUAUUUUUAAAAAAAGAUAGCCCAUAGUCUAGAAGUUAUUACUCAUUAUUCGAAAUCAAAAAGUGUACACUUUCACUUUUUAACUAAAAAUCCCCAUUAUUGUCUAUACUUUAAAAAAAGUGUACCCCAAACCGCUCUUUUUAGGAACCGCUUUUCCGCUAAACGCUUUCUAGAAAGAUCACUUUUAAGAUAGACAGCAGAGGGAACACUUUUGAGAAGUGAUUUACAAUAGAAUACAUUUGUAACAAAUCACUUUUGGAAACACUGCGCUGAAGUGGUAAAAGUAUUCCAAAAGCGAAUGCUCCAGCAGCAAUAACGUAUUCCUUAGUGUAGCGUUUAAAAACCUGUCUACAGAAAAAGCAUGGAAAACAGAUUCUUUUCAGCUGCACAUUUAUUUACAGUAUACUGUGCCCUUGUUUAACCCUUAGAUGAGGUUUUGAAAAUGCAUUUAACUAUCAACGAGAUGAGAUAUAAAAAUGGCCUAUUUUUUCUGCUCCACCAAUUAUCGGUCUUUUGUUUUUAAAAAUAUUCCAUGUUGAUUCCUUUUUGAUAUCGAAUACAUAAUUCAGCAAUAUAUAUUACCUUUUCUCGAAUUUUCGUUUAAAUAUAGACCAUUCGUUUACGCGUUUCUUUUAGCUCCUUCGGUGACAUUUGCUGGAAAAUUAGCGGGUGUUAUUAUUGGCUUUUUUCUAUUUCUGCUAAGCAUGAUUGUGAUGUAUAUAAUACUGGCUUGUGUCGGUAUUCGUGAAGGUUAUUUUAUGACAAAUGAACCAUAUGAAGGCGGUACCACGUAUGCCCUGAUAUCAUCAACACAUCCAAAUACUUCACAAUAUAUUCCGCAAGAUCAUUGGAAAACGGUAGAAGCAAGUAAUAAAAAUCAUCCAGCUUAUUAUUCAGAUACAUAUAAUUCUCAACAACGACACGAAGAACCAAUGUCUACACCUUAUAUAAACUACAAUGAUAACACUGACGUGCGACGACAACCACAACCCACACAGUACUAUGAAAAUCAACCGCAGCACACGCAACAUCACCAGGAACCCGAGCAUACGCAGUAUUAUCAAAAUCAACCACCACAUCAACAACAAAUUGAUUCAAGUCCACGUACUCAGCAACAAAAAGAUAAAAACUUUGUCAUAGAAAUGCCUGAAAAAUUUUUGGCAGGACGAAAUAUAUCCCCACGAUCACGCGAACGAAGUAUACAAAAGGUUGUUACCGAUAUUGGACACAUAGUUGAAGAUGCUAAAAAACGCUAUAAUGGAAAUGUGCCAAAUAAAGUUAUUGUACAAGUAGAUAAAAAUUUACAACAAUAA
This is a messenger RNA of Didymodactylos carnosus, 1898 nucleotides long. The record is from the annotation of a GenBank genome assembly. Lineage: Eukaryota; Metazoa; Rotifera; Eurotatoria; Philodinida; Philodinidae.